AUGGAUAUCAUUUCGAAAAAGAUGAAAGGUAGGCUUGAUACACCCCUAAAUUUGACGACUUACCUUUUAAAUCAAUAUUAUCUUUAUAAGAAUCCGGAGAUCCAAAAUGAUAUUGAUGUGACCGAUGCGAUUGUUGAUUUUGUUGAUACAAUAUAUCCGGGAGAUCAUUCUUUGCAAAACCAUAUCGUGAUGGUUGAGUUGCCGGUUUACAUGGGUAAACAAGAAAAAUCUAGUCGAGAAAUUGCAAUUAAAGGAUGUGAGGUAGCUUAUGGUGCCUCAACUCCACAAUUGAGAAAGAUUGCUACAAUGAUACUUUCUUUAACAACUAGUUCUUUGGAGUGUGAAAGAAAUUGGAGCAUUUUUGAAGGGGUACAUACAAAGAAAAUAAACAGAUUAGAGACAUCUAAAUUGAAUAAUCUUGUUUUUGUUCAAUAUAAUGCAAAUUUGAUGGAAAAUAACAAGAAAAGGAAGACUAAGGAUAUGGAAGUACUUUUAGCAAAAGAUGCAAGUGAGGCUCAAGAAUGGAUUGUCGAAAAUGAUGUAUUGUUGGAUGAAGUUGAGCCCGAUGAAGCUAUGGGUGACGAGUUUUUUCAAAAUCGUAGAAGUUCUAGAUUGAGAGAACUUGAUGUGGAAGAAUUUGUGUCGGAGGAUGAGGAAGAACUAAAUGAAGAUGUUGAAUAUGAAUCGGAUGGAGUUAACAUCAACAAACAAAUCGGAGCUACAUUGGAAGAGGAAGAUUAA
This is a messenger RNA of Lactuca sativa (garden lettuce), 741 nucleotides long. NCBI's taxonomy places the organism in Eukaryota, Viridiplantae, Streptophyta, Magnoliopsida, Asterales, Asteraceae. The record is from RefSeq and is a predicted model, not a curated record.